Molecule: messenger RNA, 6137 nt
Organism: Zootermopsis nevadensis
Lineage: Eukaryota; Metazoa; Arthropoda; Insecta; Blattodea; Termopsidae
Source: RefSeq, a predicted model, not a curated record
AAUUGUUGUUGCAUUUGCAAGGAUUAUUUUUCACAUGCUGUUUUAUGCCAGCAGUUACGAAUCUUUUGUCUUCAAAGACACAAAGACUAAAAUAUACAAACCUUUAAUUUUACUAAGUGUUUGGUUUGGAUGUGAAACUUGACCCCUCACUUUAAGUGAAGAUCAUAGACUUUGUUUGAAAACAGGGUCUUGAGGAGAAUAUUUGGAUCUGAGAGGGAUGAAUCUUUGGUUUUGCAUAAGAGGAGAGGAAACAUUUUGAACGUGCGAGUGCCUAUCAGUUUGUUGAGAAGGAAUCUGCUGCAUGGAGUUUAUUUUAUAGUGAUGGGAAUGUUAACAAAAGCUCUGUAGAUGGACGCUCGUGCCAUCAGUAUUUUUUGAAAAUGUAAAUCUCUUGUGAUGAUGGCGUGAGUUGCAGCCGUUGAUACCGCACGCUCUAUGACUGCUCUGGUGUCACUUCUUUACUUACCAAAACCAUUCCAAUGUCCAGAAUAUCGGGAAUAAUUGCGGUGUUGCUUGGUGUAGGGAGAGGGGUGGAGGGCUGAAUUGAUCCUCCAGUCAGUCAGUCAGUCAGACAGACAUGCAGUUGUGGCAGGGAUGGAAACAGGCGGAGUGGUGAAGGAACUACAAGCAGCUCUGUUCCCCGUGUGUGCUAAAGGUAGUUACUUGAGCAGUUUCCUGCAGAACACCCUCAAGACAAACCAAGUGGAGAUUAAUACAGACAGUAGGACGCUGAGACCUGUAGCAAAAUUAAAGGAACCAAGAGAUCUUUUUGCUUCUCCCAAGGAAUCAGGUUGUCCCCAGGGAGCAGCUCGGUGGCCUGCAGAAUGUCAGGUUUUGGAAGAACGUGUACAACAUAUAGAUCCUCCAGUUUUGGCACCAGAAAAGUAUUACCAACCUACUGGUUGUGAAAUGCAACCCAAGCCAGUGGGAGAAGAGGCGGGCCAAGUGGUUUUCCAGUACUACCCUAUCAGUGCUGUGAGCUAUUUUAGCCGCUCAAGUGUCGGAGGUAGCAAAUACUUCCUGGAUUCAUGCCCCUGUGGUGAUCGAGUAGAGGGUCUACGUUUUGAGUCUCGCUUUGAAUCCGGGAAUCUUGCCAAGGUGGUGAAGAUAACAGAAAGCUACUAUGAACUGUACCUUCGCACAGACAUGUACACCAAUAGGCACAUACAGUGGUAUUAUUUCAGAGUUGAGAAUACAAAGAGCCACAUGCUGUAUAGGUUUUCUCUUGUGAACAUGUGCAAAGCAGAGAGUCUGUAUAGUGUUGGCAUGCGACCAUUGCUUUACUCAACUAAAGAUGCUCAGUUAAAAGGCAUUGGCUGGAGAAGAUGUGGCGACAAUAUUACAUACUAUAGGAAUGAACCAUUGCCUGGUGAAGAGGACCAACUUCCUAGCUACACUCUGACUUUCAAUAUUGAAUUUCCGCAUGACGAUGAUCAGGUCUACCUGGCACACUGCUAUCCAUACACAUACACUGAUCUGCAGGAUUACCUUGUACAGUUACAGAACCAUCCAGUGAAGUCAACAUACAGUAAACUUCGCCCUCUGUGUCGCUCGCUGGCAGGGAACAAUGUGUACUACCUUACAGUGACAGCACCGUCACUUCAAGAUGAAUCUAAGAAGAAGAAAGCAGUAGUAGUGACAGCCCGAGUCCACCCUGGCGAGACUCCUGCUUCAUGGAUGAUGAAGGGCUUCAUGGACUUCCUGACAGGAGACAGCUUACAAGCUAGAGAGCUGCGAGGCAAGUUCAUCUUCAAGCUGGUGCCAAUGUUGAACCCCGAUGGAGUGAUAGUUGGCAACAACCGCUGUUCUCUCACGGGACGUGACUUGAACAGGCAGUAUCGCACUGUCAUCAGGGAGACAUAUCCGCCCAUCUGGAACACAAAGCUCAUGAUUCGCAGACUUUAUCGCAGGUUGAUGGAAGACUGUGGAAUUGAAAUGUACUGUGAUCUGCACGCCCAUUCACGCAAACACAACAUCUUCAUUUAUGGGUGUGAAAAUCGGCGAUCUGCAGAUCGUCGCCUGCAGGAGCAAGUAUUCCCACUGAUGUUGCACAAAAAUGCUGCAGACAAGUUCUCGUUUGAGAGCUGUAAAUUCAGGAUCCAGCGUUGUAAGGAAGGUACAGGCCGAGUGGUGGUAUGGAUGAUGGGUGUUGCAAACAGUUACACGAUGGAGGCUUCAUUUGGAGGUUCAGUUCUUGGGGGACGUGCCGGCACGCACUUUACCACGCAGGACUAUGAGCAGAUGGGACGUCAUUUCUGCGAGACGCUGCUCGACUUCUGCGAUCAAGAUCCAAGCAAGGAGAGACUUCGUUGCAAGAUUAUUAACAGACUUGUUCAAGAAGGGUCCAGUGCUGAUGACCCAACAAAUAUCAACCUCUCAGACUAUUCCAGUGAUGUGGGUGACACCAGCAGUUUGUCAGAAGAAGAGGGUGCAGGUAUGGGGAUUGUGCCAAGAACAGAAGGAUGCUGUCUACCAUUACGAGUACCACCUUCAUCCCCUGUCUUACCCAGAAGAGAGAAUCACAAAACUGAUUUACCUCCAGACAACAAGCCAGAACAUGCAUCAGUUGCUCCAGCUGCCUCAGACUGGAGCCCUGCACCCCAGCGAACUCGGCCCACUCUUCUGAUACACAGGACUACAAUUGACUUGGGAACAGACCCUGGUAGUGAUCUUAAUGAUCCAGCUACAGAUUCUGAAGAUGACAGCUCAUAUCGGCACCACCGUAGUCAGAGUUGUGAAAAAGCUGAUAUUUCUCCUGGAAGAGUGUCGACAAACAAGUGCAUAGUCAGCAGUGAUAUGCCUCCAGAACUCAUUGUGACUUCAGCACAAGGUCAAGUGAUAAGUGUAGAUUCAUAUGAGAAGCAGGCUGAUGGUGCUGCCACCUCAGGGCUUCAGCAAAAACAUAUGGAGAAAACUCGACACAGAUCAAGCCAGAUGUCUGUUGGUGUGAACCGAGCAUGUAAGAUGGCUAUUCCGCAGCUGGGGACUGAAAUAAGAUGGACUAGGCAGAGCUCGUUGCUGCGAAAAAAAAUAUGGACGAGCAUCCCUUGCACCUGUCACGAACCGAAUGCUCCAACGCAUUGGAGUGGUCAUGGAGGUGAGGCGUCAACUUUGCAGGCCUGCUCACGGAAACUUUCCAAUCUUCAGAAACAAAAACGUGACCCAGUGGAAAGGAGCAGAAAGCCUAACAAGAAACAAGGAGAAGACUGCAGACUUCUCAGAGCCUCAGUUUCAGAUAUUUCUGCAGGAGAAGAGACCAAGAGGAAUGCGAUCAUGAAAGAGAUUCGGACAAGUAGUAGGAAACAUCUGCACCAUGAUGACAUUAGAAAAGUACAUAAAGGCUCGAGUAAUGAUACGUCUCCUGGAGAAGAUAUGGAGAAUAAUCUUGCUGAUGUGAAGAAACUGUUGCGACAGAAGUGCAAGCUUCAGAAAUGGAAGACUAGUAGUAGCUCAGAAUAUAUGUGUGAAACUGUUGGUAAGACUGAAUCUUUGCAUCAACAAAAGAAACCUCAUAAAUUCGAACCCUCUCCCCAUGCCCAUCAGAGGAAAGUCUGCAAGAAACCAAGCCUUAAGUGGAAAUUCUGUCAUGCCGUUGCAUCUGUGGUGACAACCCAUGACAGUAAUGCCAGAAACCUAGUUGACCUGACAGGCUCAACUUCUGAGUCAAGUACUGAAGACAAUAAGCUAGAAAUACCAGCUGUAAGAGCAAGCAGUGCACACAGCAAGAAAAAGAAGAGGCAUAAAUCAACAGCUGGACACAAGAAGUCUCGACACGUCUCGUCUGCCUCAUCUGUACUGUCAACUUCACGUAAACAGACAAGCAGUAAAAAGCUGGUGAAAACCUAAUGGUGUUAAUGGUCAGAAGUCUUCUGUUAUCUGAUGUAACAGGAAUUUGACUGGAGCGACCAGUAGAUGAAAUAUAAGCGUGACUGCAGUUGGAUGACUUUAAUUGUGCUGGUCUUCGUGGGGUGAAUUGGUGUCCAUAAUUGGCUAUAUCAAUAUGUAGUUUAGCUAUCCCUGGCCUAGAUGGUGUGUGGCAUGAACAGAGGUGUCCAGAACUUGUUCCUCAACUUGUACUAGUGACACCACAAAUCGGAGGUUCAUAUUUGUCUUUUCUAAUUUAAUAUGUCUGAUAGGAGGUUUUAAAAUGGGCAUUCUUUUGAUUUGUAGGUCAUCCAAACCUUCAUUAAGAAAGUAUAGAGUUUGUUACUAUGAUUAUAAAUAUAAUUUCAUUUUGAAAUUUCCAAGAUUUGUUCAUGGUUCAUGUUACCUGCAAGGUUCUGGUCUGUAGUUGCAAUGUGUUCUGUCAUGUUUAUUGAAUUUAAGUUCAUCCGUGUUGUGACAAGUAUGUGCUUUCCUGUCUGAUGUCUUACUGUCAGGUUUCUGCCUCUGUAAAACAUGAAAUCAGUGGUGCUGCUGCUAUUAUAUCAUCACCCUUACAAAAGAAAUUUAUUAUAUUAUAUCUAAUAUAAUGAAUUUAAGACUUAUGUUCUGGAGUUGUAUUGUGGAGUUGCUCUUCUAAAACUUCAUACCAAUCACAUGAAUUUGUAAGGUGAGCAUGACAGUAGUGCUGUGUAAUAUAGGGUUCUGAAUUUAUGUAAGGUAGUAAGUCUUCAAACGGCAUGCAAUUUCACUGAAGAAUGUAAAACAUGUCACUUAGCUUUAAGUUUGUCAGUGUUACUGGAACUAGGAAUAUGAAAGUGUGUAUGAUGAUGUUGCCUGUAAGUCAACAACUACAAACAUGUUGGCGCUAGAAACUCGGAGAUUACAUCUGACAAAUCUAACACAGGCUGAGCCUGUAUGUAAGAAGUGGUAGAUGGUAACAAUGACAACAAGGGAAAUUUGGUGGCACAGUGAUUAACACUCCAGCUUCAUAUUUCAGAGGUCCCAGGUUCUGAUUUUGCCUGGAAAUAAACUCUUCUGAGGUUUUUAGUGGUUUUCCUCAGUCCCUUCAGGUGAAUACUGGGAUAGUACCUUAGAUGAGGCUACAGCCAUGCCCUUCUGUAUCUUUUCCAGUCCAUCAUCAUUAAUCAUCCUAGUAUUUGAUAUCACAUAGUCUGAGGUACUGAUAGCAUCAUUUAGUAAACCACAAAUAAACAACACCAAACAUGACAACAGCAGCAGUAACAGCGAUUUGUAACAUACGUACAUUGUAUUUUAAUUAUGACAUACCAUGUGUUGUACAUGACAGAAUUAUUUGUAGGUACAGUUUCCCUUCUCAGUCAAACAGCAACUUUGUAUAAUAUAGAACAUUAAGCACAAGUGGUUACAUGCUUUUGUAUGUGACAGAGGAUCAUUGUCAGACCUCGAUAUAGCAUGAAGGUGGAAAGGAAAAAUGUGCGUAGAGAUUCUUCUGUUAUAUUUUCAUUUGGUUCAUUUUAUCUGCAUAUGAAUGGUGGAAAAGUAGUAUGAAAAAUGCCAAACCUAUUGGUUCCUGUGAUAAAAACAUCUGCCUUAAGAAUUACGUCUUCUGGUUAUUACACAGUUAACAAGCUGUUUUAUUGUUCAAACAAAAGUAGUUCUUUUUCUUGUGGUUUUGUGAUAAAGAAAUUGUAUGUCAGCUCUGUUGAGUAUAUGGCAGUAAGGGUGAUAUUGAUGUUUGAAAAUACUGGAUUAAUAAAUGAAAUUCCACCAAAUGACAUGUCAUUUGGCACGUGUGAUUUCUUUUUGUGACCAGAUAAAUGUGCACAUGAAGAAAGCCCACAUGAAAAUUCCGCACAGAAAAAACCCCACUGUCAUAAAUGCUCACAUGAAAAAUACCCACAUGGAAAAUUUGACACAGAUAAAUGCUAGUUCCUAAUUAAAGUUGAUUAUCAAGAGCCACAACAGUUCAUUGGUGACCAAAAUGCAGAAGGUCCAGUGUGCAUUGCAAAUGUUUUGCAGAAUAUUUGUAUUUUAAUCCAAAUUCCAAGCAUUGCCAGCAAAAUAUAUUGUUCAAUUCUUUUUUGCAAGCUGUUAACCAUGGGUAUAAAUCAUGUUGCCAAAACCAGAAACCUCCAGUGCAAAGGCAAGGGGGCAUGUUGGUAUUUUCUUAGUGCCCUUUAUCCUCCUUUAGUGGAUAUAUUUUCUUUUGGACAUGAUUGGCAUUUUACAAACUGUACUUUGUGUGUUUAUCUACUAAAUGUUUUAUUCAGGUU